Messenger RNA from Alosa sapidissima (American shad), 2713 nucleotides. It is a transcript of the gene cdc14b, whose product is annotated as cell division cycle 14B. The record is from RefSeq and is a predicted model, not a curated record. Lineage: Eukaryota; Metazoa; Chordata; Actinopteri; Clupeiformes; Clupeidae. Gene Ontology annotation, molecular function: protein serine/threonine phosphatase activity; protein tyrosine/serine/threonine phosphatase activity. Gene Ontology annotation, cellular component: centrosome; mitotic spindle; spindle pole. Gene Ontology annotation, biological process: positive regulation of cytokinesis; cilium assembly; microtubule cytoskeleton organization. The transcript has 15 exons. Bases 543 to 2168 code for a protein of 541 amino acids.
UAAUUUUGCCAUAGGAGAACUUUAAAAUUCCAGAGCGGUGCGUAGAGUGAUUGACGUACAAUGUACCCUCUGCCUAACCAAUUAUUUUGCGCGAAAGGACUUUUCUUGUAGAGGGGGUGGUUUCACACUUGAUUUGCUCUACCCACAUUUCUAGAUUUGCUCACAAGUGAAAUUCGGGACUCGGGUACUUUACCUCAAGCCAUCGAAUUCUCCCUAGGCAACAAUUGUUACAUUGUAGAUUUUUGUAGAUAGUUACAUCGUUUCCAAACGUCAACUGAAUGGAAUGAACAAAACAUCAGAUACUCUUCCAAGUCUGUUUCUGUAGUAUAAGCUGUGUAAACUCUCUAUUUUGUAUCUGUUACAGGUUGGCAUUGUUUUAAGAGGCGACGCCAUUUAAAAAUAGUCUGCUGUUAAUCUAAUCUAAAAUUAUGACUUCUUAAGAAGUCUGUAACCAAAAAUAACGGAGGCUGCGUAGACAAACUAGCUGUGUGUCUAGUAGGUCAGGCAACUAGCUUCUUUAAGUUCGACCAACUAGAUCAGUUAUGUAUUCAAGGAUGUCUAACGAGGGAAAUGAGAUAACAAAUGGCAUUGAAGUUAUUAAAGAUCAACUCUAUUUCGCUAUUCUCCAGCAGAAAGUCAAAAGCACCCCCGAGAGGCACUGCUUUUGCAUUGAUGAUGAGCUGUCUUAUGAGAACUUCUAUGCAGACUUUGGCCCUCUGAACUUGGCUAUGUUUUAUCGCUUCUCCUGCAAGCUGAACAAAAAACUGAAGUCCUUCACACUUGCAAAGAAAAAGAUCAUUUUUUACUCCUGUGGAGACAAAAGGAAACAAGCCAAUGCUGCCUAUUUGAUUGGCUCCUAUGCAGUAUUGCAUCUUGAGAAAACACCUGAGGAGGCCUAUAGCCUGUUGAUGUCAAGAAAUGCUACAUAUAUGUCCUUCAGAGAUGCCUCCUUUGGAACCUGCAUGUACAAUCUGAAUAUUCUUGACUGCCUACGAGCUGUACACAAGGCACUGCGGUUUGGAUGGCUCGACUUCUCCAAUUUUGAUGUAGAGGAGUAUGAACACUAUGAGAGAGCAGAGAAUGGGGACUUCAACUGGAUUAUUCCUGGGAAGUUUUUGGCUUUCAGUGGGCCCCAUCCAAAGAGUAAAAUUGAGAAUGGCUAUCCUCUACAUGCACCUGAGGCCUACUUCCCAUACUUUAGGAAACACAAUAUCACCACUGUAAUCCGGCUCAACAAGAAGAUGUAUGAUGCCAAGCGCUUCACCGAUAUGGGCUUUGAGCAUCAUGACCUGUUCUUUGUGGACGGCAGCACACCAACUGACACCAUUGUAAGCAAGUUCCUACACAUCUGCGAGAAUGCGAAGGGAGCUAUAGCUGUUCACUGUAAAGCGGGCCUUGGCCGGACAGGGACCCUGAUUGGUUGCUACCUGAUGAAGCACUUCAGACUGACAGCUGCUGAAGCCAUUGCAUGGAUCCGGAUCUGCAGGCCUGGCUCAGUCAUUGGACCACAGCAGAAUUUUGUGGAAGAGAAGCAAAAUGGCUUGUGGGUAGAAGGCGACCUCUUCCGUGAGAAGCUGAGUGAGCAGGAGAAUGGCUCAAAUAAGAUGGCUACCGUCACAGGAAUCCUGUCUGGUGUGGACGACAUCUCCAUCAAUGACUGCAACAAGGGCAGGCCGAGCAGGAAAGCAGGCUCAAAGCUGUACAAUGAUGAGGAUGAGGGCACUGCCAUCACUCAAGGGGACAAACUUCGUGCACUGAAGAGCAGGCGACAGGCCAGAGCGUCCACUGGCUCCUUAUCGUUAAUUCUCCAGUCCAGUGCACAAACGGCAAAGCCCCAGAAGGACGUUAGGAAGAGAAGCAGGACAUCCCUUGGAGGAUCGAACACAGUUGGGAGCUCAUUCUCACACUCAAGGCUAGCAAGGUCCUUAGGCAACCUGAACGUAAUGGCCAGUGAAAUGGAUCAAGCCAACACUGACCAUGUAGCCACCACUCGCAUCACUGUUCAGCAAUGGGACUGUAACUGCUUAAGCCCAACAAACCACAUCAUCAACAACAGCAUCCACCAGCACCAUGGCCCACAGAAGCCUGGUCCAGUCCCCCUCAGUGCCUCUACACUCUGUGGGGCUGCCGUGGGCUUACAGCCCCCAUCACUCCAUAGCCAAAGCUAGAGCACCUCUUCUGCGAUGAACUGUGCAGGAACUGCAUUGAACUGACCAUCUGGCAUAUACUUUUUAAGGAAUGUGCAUGAACAACUUUUUUUAAACAAGAAAAAACACACAAGCAUAUGGCCUGUACCCAGGAGAUUUCCUUGAAAAGGACAACUGCCUUUUAUGUUUUACUUUCUCAGUAACGAAUGACUAGAUUAGGCCUACCCUUGGUGUGGCUGCAUUGUAUCGACAAGUUUAAUAGUAGGCCCACAAAUGCUAUUAUAUGUGUAAAUUGCGUUUUUUAAAACAAACGGGGAAAAAAAGUUGGGUGAAACCUGUUAUUUUGCCACAGUUAACCUGUAAUACUUUAAACUGUACAUAACCAGCAUUUGAUAAUCCUGGAAAAAAUGGUGGUGUAAAUACGUGUAUAUAGGCUAUUUUGUACCCUUUUUUAAUCAUGAUUUCAGGGUCAGACAUCCUCAUAUUUUUUCCGUUAUUUAAACUGUACUAAUGUCCAGUGUAGAAUAUAAUAGCAGAUGUUUAAUAAAAAAAACAUUCUGACCAGA